AUGACUGAUCCGUAUCCUUACCACCACUCACAACAAGACACCACCCGGCAAUAUCCCACUCAGCAGGAGCCGCACCAAUUACAACCAACCCCACCCACGUCGUCUAAUGACUUGAACAAGUUACUAAAUACCACAAGCGACGUCGGGUCUUCUCCACAUACAAACAUUUAUCAACCUUUGGCUCCGCUGACUCAUCACGUAUAUACACCUCCACUUACAUUUACAUAUUCCGCACCUUGGAAUUAUAGUGUACAGGAAGGUACGCUGGUCAACGCAUCAUCACCACCACAAACACGAGCGUUCUUCGCCCCAACAAUGAGCACAUCAUCAGCUCCAACAAAUCCUCUUGCGAAAAGUUCAUCUCCACCCUCUAAUGCAGAUGCUUCUCAGAUACGCCAAGAUGUUCGUCUACCAAUGUCAAUACCCCAAUUAUUAGUAAAUGAAGCAAAACCAUACUAUGAUUUCGUAGACGAUGGCACGGCUACGCCACUAACAGGCAUGGAAAGUAAUAUACACGUAGCAGAUUCAUCAAAUCCCCAACAAUCAAACUCUCGGCUACAGCUACCGUCAACACACGACUCAUCCAGCUCGCACUCUACUUUGUCUGCCCAAUCAGUGUUACCAUCAACAAAGCCAUCGCAGAUGAGGCAGGCUACACGAAUACGACUUACCACGCGGAAGCCCGCAUCAUCAUCAUCAUCUACUCUUUCUCCUUCACGCACUAGAACAUCACCUGUACCAAGACGUACACCUAAAAAUCUUUCGGGCACAACCAGCACAAUGACUAAUCCAAGUAGCCCUGCUAAGACAAAUGCUGGUGGUAGCAAUGGGAAACGACGAAGAGAUAGUUCUAGUAGUGCGUCCAGCACGGCAGAUUUGUCAGAAAAAAAGGACGAAAUACAUGACCAAAAUGGGUUUAUGGAUCUAAGUUCUGGUGAAGAUUAUGGAGACAUGUUAUUAGAAUACAUGAAGCAAUUGCAUCAAAGACAAAGAAAGGUGGUGGAAGAUUUCGAGAAGAGGCAGAAGAACAAGAGAGUAAAGAUGGUUGAGAAAUGGGGAAUUCGCGUACAGAAGAAACCUCUUAAAAAAUCCCAGCAGGCACUCGGCCGGGGACGAAGAGGCAAAUCACCACACUUGUUGGUUAGGAAAUUGGGACAUUCUACGCAGAUUAAUGUUGAUCGAAAAAGACAAGAAUCAUCUGUCCGUAAGAAGGAGAAAGCAGAACUUGACGAGAGACGACGUAUAUGGCGUGAUAUUUCGCGAAAUGCUAUUCCAAAGGCCUACAAAAUAGUAACUCAGUAUACGUCCUCACGGCAGACUAACGCGCGUAAAAUUGCCCAAAUUUGCCAGAAGGAAGCUCGCAAAGCCCAGACAAAGAUUUCCCGUUCUCAAAAAGAUGCCACUCAGAAAUCGAAACAACUCUGUAAAGCAGUUCUAUUGCAUUGGAAGCGUCAUGAGAAAGAAGAGCGCGAGGCACGCAAAAAAGCAGAACGUGAAGCGUUAGAACGACAAAGAGAGGAAGAAGAGCGUCGGGAAGCCGAGAGACAGCAGCGAAAGUUGAAUUUCUUAAUCACACAGACCGAGUUAUAUAGUCAUUUUAUUGGCAAGAAGAUAGGACAAACGGUAGAUGCAGAGGCUGGGUCAUCGAAGAUGGAAAUAGAUGAAGGGGAGCUGAACGAUGAUGAUGAGCUUACCUCUUUCAAUGAUAUAAACUUUGAUGAAGUAUCUGAUGAGGCACUAAAGGCAAAGGCUCGUGCAAGUGCACAAAAUGCUAUAGCUCAAGUCCUCGAGCGUACACGUAACUUUGAUGGCGAACGUCAGCGAGAUAUGACUUUGAAUGGUGCUGAUAUCGAUCAAAUGAACUUUCAAAAUCCAACGAGUAUGCCCUCUGCUCCUGAAAUCAAACAACCAAGUAUGCUCAUGUGUCAACUGAAAGAAUAUCAACUCAAGGGCCUGAAUUGGCUGGCUAAUCUUUAUGAACAGGGCAUUAACGGAAUUCUGGCUGACGAGAUGGGUCUCGGCAAGACUGUUCAAUCGAUAGCCUUAAUGGCUCACUUGGCAGAGACCCACAAUAUCUGGGGUCCAUUCUUGGUCAUAGCGCCCUCUUCAACACUACAUAAUUGGCAACAGGAGAUUACUAAAUUUGUGCCUAUAUUUAAGGCUUUACCAUACUGGGGUAAUCCCAACGAUCGUAAGACUCUUCGUAAAUUCUUGAACAAAAAGAAUCAAAUAUAUACAAGAGAUGCUCCCUUUCACAUUGUCAUCACAAGUUAUCAAUUGAUUGUGCAAGAUAAGGCCUAUUUCGAACGAACUAAAUGGCAAUAUAUGAUACUUGACGAAGCUCAGGCUAUCAAGAGCUCUUCAAGCGCUCGUUGGCGAACUUUACUAGCCUUCCAAUGCCGAAAUCGUCUUCUCCUCACCGGAACUCCCAUUCAGAAUAGCAUGGCUGAACUCUGGGCAUUGCUCCAUUUCAUUAUGCCCACUCUUUUUGACUCUCACGCAGAAUUUAGUGAAUGGUUCUCCAAAGAUAUUGAGAGUCAUGCGGAAAAUAAGGGUACACUCAAUGAACAUCAACUAAAGAGGCUUCAUAUGAUUCUGAAACCUUUCAUGCUUAGAAGAAUCAAGAAGAAUGUCCAGAAUGAACUGGGAGAUAAAAUCGAGAUUGAAGUUCCAUGCGAGCUUACUGCACGCCAGAGAAUGCUAUAUCGCGGAUUAAGAGCAAAAAUAUCAGUAACAGAGCUAUUAGAAAAAGCAACCUCAUUGAAUGAGAACGAGAGCGUUGACAGUUUAAUGAAUUUGGUCAUGCAGUUCCGUAAAGUGUGCAACCAUCCUGAAUUAUUUGAAAGAGCGGAUGUAGUUGCGCCAUUUAGUUUCUGCAAGUUCGGAAUGACAUGGUCGCUUGCUCGUGAGGGUGAUAGAUUACAUGUGGCCUACUCUGUCAAGAAUGUUAUUGACUACCAUAUACCGGCACUGCUUUUCUGUGAAGGUGGCAUAUUAGAUGUUCCAGGGCAUCGGACAAGGUCUGGAUGGUGGUCAAAGUAUGUUUGUUUAUUGCUGAGCAUAUGGAGGGCUGAUUAUAUUCACCGGUCAAUAUGGGAUGGCGAAGACAAAGAAGAAAAAACUUUCUCGUUUACGAGAUUUAUUGGUUUAAAUCCAAGUGAGACUGAACUUAUAUAUAGAAAUGAUAUCAUACUUAGAUGGCUUCUCCACUGCCUACAUAAUCCAUCACUAGAGGAGCAUUCGCCGUUCUUAAUUGUAUCGGCAUGCUCCAAUUCUGCUCGACCACUCAACCCUUUCUUACACUCUACUUCACCAAAAGAGGAUUUCCUGCUUGGAUCUACAUACUACGAUAAAGCUCCCUUGUCUGUAUCUCGGCGAUUAAAGGGUAUGGCGCUUCGUAGAAGUCGCACCUUAAUGUCAUACAUAGAACCAAUAUAUAUGCCAAAGGUAUUAGCUUCUCCGAUUGAAGCGUCAUGCGAAAACCGUACCUGGCAUUAUCAGCAGAUGGAUAUAUUGCACAAUAGAAAGAUCGAAUCGUUUUUAUAUGGAUUAAGCGAACUGUUAUAUGACAAAGAGAGAUAUUCCACAACGUACGGACGUAUACUGGCUGAAAGAGAACGGAUUGGUAUUCCGAAAGAUCGACUCCCAAUAUUCGGAAUGUUGACAUGGAAGAAUCAGAGUUACGUCCACAUGCGAAUUCCUGCUCUCAAGAGAUUGAUCAUGGACUCUGGCAAACUGGCCAAUCUUGACAAGUUACUGGAAGAAUUGAAAACAGGCGGUCAUCGUUGUUUAAUCUACUUCCAGAUGACUCGUAUGAUAGACAUAAUGGAAGAAUACCUAGCUUAUCGGCAGUACAAGUACUUGAGACUGGAUGGCUCGAGCAAAAUUUCUGACCGAAGAGACAUGGUGACAGAUUGGCAGACCAGACCAGACAUCUUCAUUUUUCUGCUGAGUACACGAGCUGGAGGUUUAGGAAUAAACUUGACGGCCGCAGAUACAGUCAUAUUCUAUGACAGUGACUGGAAUCCGACUGUUGACCAGCAGGCCAUGGAUCGAGCUCAUCGUCUAGGGCAAACGAAACAAGUCACAGUGUAUCGCUUAAUCACAAGAGGUACUAUAGAAGAUCGCAUCCUCCAACGUGCCAAGCAAAAAGAUGAAAUACAGAAAGUAGUUAUAUCAGGUGGAGAAUUCAAACAAGUGGACUUCAAGCCUCGUGAAAUUGUAUCUUUGCUCUUGGAUGAGGAGGAGCUGCAGCAGAAAUUGAGUGAACAAAGUAAACGCAAGGCCGAGGAGGAAUCCAGUAAGAAGAAGAGUAGAGUAGUGAAAAGACAGAAAAGAGAUAAAAACACUAUAAUGACUGCCGGAAAUGGCUUUUAA
This is a messenger RNA of Paraglomus brasilianum, 4377 nucleotides long. NCBI's taxonomy places the organism in Eukaryota, Fungi, Glomeromycota, Glomeromycetes, Paraglomerales, Paraglomeraceae. The record is from the annotation of a GenBank genome assembly.